AGUAUUCCUUGGAAACCAAGGAACAGAGGAAAACCGGCUCUGAUACCAAAAUGAAACACCCUAACCCGGCCGGGUACUACUUUUACUAAAAUGCCCUUGAUAAAUAAAGUGUUCAAACCUUAAAUUGCAGCGGGAAAAUUUUUCAUAAAUAAAAUACUGAAAACACACACUUGUAGUUCAAAGUGAAGCCCUAACACGUGGGCAAAUUAAACUCAAACUUUAAAAUCUCAAUCUGAUCUCAAAAUAAUCUCCAGUCUGUACUCAUAAUCAUAAAUUUAAAUAACUAACAAUCUUUGUAGUGGUUGCUACUGAAAUCUUUGACUAAGCAUCAUCCGUAACGCUUAUACUGCUCUCCUCUAGCUGGCUGCCCUCGAACUCGCUGCUCAAUACUGCUCCUCUAGAUCUUUCUCUAGCUCUUCAAACUGGUGAGUGAGAUGGGGUCAGUCUACGCCCUUACGUUUUAAUACUUCUACUACUUGAGUACUUUACUUAAACACUUACUUUAGCUAGUGGAAGUUGGUUGUACUUCCAAUCUUAAAAUCUUAACUCUUAAACUUUGAGGGAGUUAGAGUUACUCUCCUCUCUUAAAACUCAAAUCUUGACUUAAAUACUUGACUGACACGGGGAUCCCUCACUAGCUAGUCCGGUUGCCAACUCAUACGUAUGAGAAGCCAUUCAGGCUUUCCUUAAACUUAAACUUAGUUAGGGAAGUCGUAACGAUUCAUCCCCCUAACAUCUUAAACUUAUCGUGGUGGCUCUUCACCACGAUUCUCAAGGGCAUAACUGCUGCCCACCUUAAAAAUCUCAAGAGCAUAACUGCUGCUCUAACUCAAACUGUCUCAAAAGGCAACGGACUGGCGCUAGUGACUAAAAACACUUAAAACGACUUCACCUUCUUGAAGGUGAGUUACUUCUUUAAAAAGAACUUGCUUCUUACUCUUAAUAAUAACUUAUACUCGUUAAAAUUUCAAGGUACUUAAUAAACACUCACUUCAAGCAUAGCUCAAACAAAAUCACCUCAAAUAGCACGAAAUCAUCUCAUACCCUAACUCAAGCAAAGCACAAACAAUCAAUCAUACACAUAACCAAGCAACGAUAACCAAAUCGCUAAAAUACUUAAAAUCAUAAUACUUAAAAAAAUACGUAAGGCGUAGAAUUUACCCCCUUUACACUCACCUUAAUACUGAAGUCAAAACCUCGAGAUAAGGCUGUUGUGCCCUGGUCUCCAUGAAACCACAUUUUUGCACGGCAUCUCAUCAAAACAGGCACGAGCAGACGAGAUGUUCUUCACCCUUGGCAUCUUUAGGAAGAGCCCGCUUCACUUCUACUUGCUUCCCGUUCAAAUCAUGAAAUGUUUUGUGCAACACUCUAUCGACCCAAUCCUCCGACUCAAAGGAAAUAAAUCCAAACACUCGAUUGGCCAUAAGAUCCUGCCGCCAUCACCUGGACUAUCUACUUCCCCACAAGAAGGCGAUCUCACCUGGACCAUCCAUUAUCUGGCGGUAGUGAAAUUGGUGAUGACGAUGUGAUAGAAGGAUGGACUUGUCCGCUUGCGAGGGGAAAGGACAAGUGCUUCCGGCGGUGAGACGCGCAAGGGAGCGUCUUGGGCGGCGGAAAUUGGAUGGAGUCGAGGGUUUUGGAAAACCUUGAGGGCCGAGCUCCCUCUCGGUUUAUAUGUAUUUUUUUUAAAUAAUAAUAUAGUUAUUAUUAUUAUUAUUAUUCAUAAACCGCGGUUGCAACCCUUCGUACGUAACCAUCGAUCCAAUCAUUCGGUCGAACCUAACCCAAAAUUCGGGAUGUUAUAACAGUCUAAGUCAUCGGGUCCAUAAUUCAUCUCCAUAUCUAUCAGCCUGUUUACCGUAUGUGAACGCAAACACUGAUCGGGAACAUGCAACCCAGGGAAAUCUGCUAAUGACUUCGAAAAUCUCUCCAUCAAUUUGUCAAUAUGAAUAAGGCACAACUCCUUAAUUUCAUCCUCCGACAAAUUCAACUGGAGUAAAUUCAGCUCUCUACGUCGUGAAUGCAAAAUGCCUUCACUUAGUAAUUCCCAAUUCUUUAACCAAAAAGAAGUCACAUUAGCCACCUGACAAUGAAUAAGAAUUGUGACAAAAAGUUUUCUAAGUUUAUAACCAGAAGCCCAGUGCGAAGCUUCUUGGACACAAUCAUUCCAUUCAGAAUCUCCUGAUAACAGUCCCCGAGCAUAACAUGCUUUUUGGAAUGUUUCAUAUACCACCCCAUUCACUGUUCUAAUAUCAUCAUAAGAACAACAACCCCUAACAACAUGCAAUAGCAUUCGCAAAUAGUAUCGCUCCUUUGCGGAUGGGUAGCAGUAAUAUAAUCUAGCAAUGCAGGUACCUUUUUGCGCUGCUGCCACUUCUUGUAUUUUUUAUUCCAUACAUAAUAUUGUGGCAUCUCCGCAAAGGUAUAUUUCCGUGCAUCCAUUGACUGAAGAUUGAGAUCCAUCCAUGCUAACAACAUUGAGGUUUGGGAACUGCUAGACUCAACCGCUUCCUCCACGUUAGAAUCAACAUUUGAAUACACUGUAUUUUCACCAGGCAAAUGACAGGACAUACGCAGUACUGUUGGAGAGUGAGUGUAUAUAUCAAACCUAAAAAUUCUCCAACAUGCGUCUCCCGAUGUGAUGUAACGGGCAUCCAUGAAUGCCUUUAUCUCAUCGAUUUGCACAACCGUAGUUCCACGAUUCCGACCAUCCAUAGCCGAAGCUGUUUGUUGUACAGCUACAGUGACCAUUGCACGAUCCUCGGGUUUGUUGAUGUACUUAAACAAAUAUUUCACAGCCCUAUAGAAACAUCAAAUAAAACCAAGUUGUAGAUGUUAGAUAGGGAAGUAGGAAAAAGUUGUAUUACAUUUUUUCUUAAAUGUGACUUGUAUUAAAUAAGAAAUCAAAGUACAGAGAACAAAAGGCAACAAAUGGAUCACAAUAGCUUAUCCAAGGGGAAAAGAAAAUGAAGGAAAACACACCAAAAAAUAUUACAAAAAUUACGGAGUUGCGGCAAGAAGUCACACCAAUAAGAUAACACUGGGUUUAUAAAAUAACUAUAAAAAAAAGAGAAAUCACACAAAUAUUGGUUUGGUUUUUAUUCAUCUUUGGAAAUUAAAUCAUAAUUCAUAUGCAUGCAUAAAGUUAAUAAUGAGUGUAGCAUAUAAAUAUACAUAUAGCCUGUCAUUAAGAAUCUGAGUUUGGUAAUAUAAUAAAGGAAACAACAACGU
This is a messenger RNA of Linum trigynum, 3231 nucleotides long. Lineage: Eukaryota; Viridiplantae; Streptophyta; Magnoliopsida; Malpighiales; Linaceae. The record is from the annotation of a GenBank genome assembly.